Messenger RNA from Vitrella brassicaformis, 2432 nucleotides. The record is from the annotation of a GenBank genome assembly. Lineage: Eukaryota; Vitrellaceae.
UUCAUCCCCCAUUCAUCCCGAUUCAUCCCCCAUUCAUCCCAAUUCAUCCCCGAUUCAUCCCCCAUUCAUCCCGCGCCAGAGCUAGAAACUCCACAUUGCCGGAGGAGAUACCGUCCCCCAUGGCCAGCUGCGAGUCCACACUGCAGCUGGCGAGUACCUGGCCGUGUGGUCGAGAGGUGAUGGCCACACCCCAGAUACAGUACCAGUAGCAGACUACCUCCCCUGCCUGCGUCCUUGUGCUGCUGCACCAUCCGGCGUGAGACCUCAGCUGCCGCAGACCCGUACACAGCGGGAGUGCCCGGCACUCAGCCGUCGCGGAGCGGACAGGAGAAGCGAUCGGCUGCGAGCUAAGCCGUGAGGAGGAUUUGAAAGUGCCUCAUCUCGUGUCGGCUGCGAUGAUGGAGCAACCGGAGCAACAGGACCAGCAACAGCAACAUCCCUUCUCGUACAUCUUGGUUGGUCGUCGCACGUUCUACCUCCUCAGCCUCACAACAUACUCCAGCUGAGGGCCACCUGCACGUGGCUCGAAGGUCUUUUCGGAGCGGCCCAGCUAAAAGAUCGGCUCCGUCACUCUGUCGGCUCGCAGGCGGGGCUGCGGCGGGUGGUCAACGGGCAGCAAGUGCAGCUGGUGCGGUUCGACGAUGACCAGUUCGGCGUGUGUGAUCUGCUGGCGUGGCGGCUGUGUGUGUGAUGGAGGAGGGGAGCUGGGUGGAGAUCGGCGUGGUGAUUGAAUGGGCCAGCCAGUGCGGCAACUGUGAGCUGCCUGUCAAGCUCACGUCAGAUGACAUCAACACACACGCCAGCAAGACGGUAAGGCACACACACAGAUGGGGGCGGGGAGAGAACAGAGAGGCCUCAUUCCCUCUCUCUCUGUGUCUGUGUGGUGUAGGCGUAUGGAUCGGUAGCUUGUGUGUUGGCGCAGCUCAUGGUGGUCGGCCGCCUCCUGGACUUCGGUGACGGCAGCUGCCUGCAGGUCUUCCGCCGUGCGAAUGGUGAGGUGCGGGCCAUCAGGGACGAGCCCGGCUUCCGGCUGCAGGUCAACCCGCCCCUCGCUGCCGACCAUCUGUAUCAGCAGCACCGACUACAGCAUGACCCACCAGUGCGGAGCUGCAUCAACUAUCGGGGCAACACCGGCAGAUGGGUGUCGGGCGGACUGUCCGAGUAUGCGUCGUUGUCGUCGUUCGCCAAGCGCAUGAUCCACAACCACUUCUACGAGACUCACCAGAUCAAUGACACAGGGGUAGACCUCAACAGAUGACGACACGUCAACGGCCCAAGUGGCGAGAGGGGUGCGUGUUUGACUGGGUGUCUGUGUGUGGUUGGUUCAGGCGUGUUGGCGGCGGCCGUCUGGAUGGCCUCCUCACCCAGUCGCCCCACACACCGGUGGCCGGAUGCACCACCACAUUGAGCCGGGUUGGUGAUCUGCGGUACCUGGUGCUGGUGCUGACCGACAGCAGCCACGAGUUCGUCGCGUGGAUUGCCAUUCAGGAUUGGGGGGACGGCAUCGGUCAGGCCGACAGACAGGCAGCUCCGCUGGUCAAAUGUUCUCAGUGUUUUCUUCCUGCUUGUCUGUCUGCAGUGGAUGUGUGUGUCGAGACGACCGAGUCGCCUGUGGCUGGUGCAGCUGCGCCCUUCAAGGACCGCUUCCCGGUCACCACUCGGCUGGCUCGCGUGGCGUUGGGGUCAGGUGUGGUGCCAUACGUCUUCGACGGACAAGUACAACAACAGCAGCAGCAGCAGCAGCAAGAUGACGACAGCGACGAUGGUACGGACAUACACGCACAUUGGUGGACGGAUGGACGAUGGGCUUCUUUAUGUGUGUGGUGCAGACGGAGAUGGUGGCGAUGAGAGUGACGAGAUGGAUUAUGACAGCGAUGGGGGCAGCGGAGGUAUCACGAGCAAAAGGCACACAGCACCAAUGCGUCGCAUGCAUUUCUGUGGGCGUGGGUGUCUGGAUGACAGGCGACAACGCACCAGCCGAGGAGGAGAAUGUCGACUGAUCCACCUACCGAUCCGUCAAUAGCGGGGCACCACAGGUAUGCACAUACGCCAGGCAGUGCGGCAGAUCUUCCUCCUGUGAUGUCAUGGGCUCUUGCCGUGUGUGUGUAUCCUCUGUGUGUGGUUUUGGCAGGAUGUUUGGAGUGCUGUCCGCAGCUGCUGGCUUCUCAUCCCUUUGUCAUGUGUGCGACGCCUCCCAUGACACAGCAGACUGCGUGGCUAGAGGGCCUUUCUCUACAGAACAAUUUGGAGGGGUAGAUAGGCUGCGUGCCUUAACAUGACGGUUAUGUGUUGUUGGACCGUGUUGGAUCGAUCGAUGCUGCCGAACUGUUUCGUAUGAUUUGGUAUAAGAUGAGAUUCAUCGAAUCGACAGGACAGCGUAUUUACACACCACAUGACAGUCAUGAGGUCUGGUCGCCUUGCUGUCAAUAAAU